AUGGCGAAUGUUGCUAUUCCUACUUCAUUGUACUCGCAUGCUUCUGGUAUUAAGACUCUCACAUUGCUUAUUGAAAAACCUGGGGAAAUAACGGAUGCUAACAGUGAGGAAGAAGUUAGCCUAAUUGAAGCCUGGACCAAGUCCAAUAGGCUUAGUCUUAUGCUUAUUAGAAUGACCGUUGUUAAUAACAUUAAGACUUCUCUUCCCGAGGUUGACAAUGCUAUGGAACUGUUAACGGCUAUUAAAGAAUGCUUUAAAUCAGCGGACAAGUCGUUAGCAGGGACACUCAUGGCUGAAUUGACUACCAUGAAAUAUGGUGGUGAUAAAGGAAUUCAGGAACACAUCCUGAAUAUGACUGAUAAGGCUGCCAAACUUGGAGCUCUUGGCAUGAAAGUGGAAGAGUCCUUCCUUGUGCAAUUUAUUCUUAACUCACUUCCAUCAAAGUUCAGCCAAUUCAAAAUCCACUAUAAUACUCAAAAAGAUAAGUGA
Molecule: messenger RNA, 489 nt
Organism: Erythranthe guttata (spotted monkey flower)
Lineage: Eukaryota; Viridiplantae; Streptophyta; Magnoliopsida; Lamiales; Phrymaceae
Source: RefSeq, a predicted model, not a curated record